Messenger RNA from Exserohilum turcica Et28A, 2483 nucleotides. RefSeq lists its product as uncharacterized. Gene Ontology annotation, molecular function: protein kinase activity; ATP binding. The coding region runs from base 87 to 2201 and encodes 704 amino acids. Lineage: Eukaryota; Fungi; Ascomycota; Dothideomycetes; Pleosporales; Pleosporaceae. Gene Ontology annotation, biological process: protein phosphorylation. The record is from RefSeq and is a predicted model, not a curated record. The transcript has 5 exons.
CCACCUGGGCCGCCGCCCACCCUCUGCGCCUCGCUACAGCCCUACGUAAAAACCCUCUCCAGCUCGCAACCCCCGAAUCGCCCGCCAUGGCCGACGGGUACCAGGUCAUGGAGGAGCUGGGCAGUGGCAGCUUCGGCAAGGUCUUCAAGGCAAUCGAAAAGAGCACCGGCGAGACCGUGGCCAUCAAACACAUCGAUCUCGAGGACAGCACCGAGGAGCUGGCCGACAUCCAGGCAGAAAUCUCGCUCCUGAGCACCUGCCACAGCCCCUACGUCACCGAGUACAAGACCAGCUUUGUCAAGGGCGUCAAGCUAUGGAUCGUCAUGGAGUACCUGGGAGGAGGCUCAGCCGCAGAUUUGUUGGCACCCGGCACGUUCAGCGAGGCCCACAUUGCCAUUACCUGUCGCGAACUCCUGCUCGGACUCGACUACCUCCACUCGUCCGGCAAGAUCCACCGUGAUAUCAAGGCCGCCAACGUGCUCCUCACAGACCAGGGCAAGGUCAAGCUGGCCGACUUUGGCGUCGCCGCUCAGCUCACCAACAUGAAAUCCCAGCGCAUGACCUUUGUCGGCACCCCCUUCUGGAUGGCGCCCGAAGUCAUCCAGGAGGCCGGCUACGACUUCAAGGCCGAUAUCUGGUCCUUGGGCAUCACGGCCAUGGAGUUGGCCGAGGGCGCGCCUCCCCACGCAGGGUCCCACCCCAUGAAGGUGCUCUUCACCAUCCCCAAGAAUCCCGCUCCCAGACUCGAGGGCGACCAGUGGAGCAAGGACUUCAAGGACUUUAUUGCCCAGUGUCUGAUCAAGGACCCCGAUCGACGUGCGACGGCAAAGGAGCUGCUGAAGCACCGCUUCAUCCAGCGCGCAGGCAAGGUCGAGGCCUUGCGCGAGCUGGUUGAGCGCAAGCAAAUGUGGGAUGCACAGAGGGAGCAGCAAGAAGCAUGCCACCGCAAGUACUACGAAGAGACAAUGGUCAACUUGUCCUCCAAAAACAACGACGACGAUGAGUGGGACUUUGACACGGUCAAGCGUGGAACAGUCGCGCCACGGCAAACCAUCAAACGCAAGUCUACGCGCAUUCCCUCUUCCGGCAUCGAGGAGACACAGGCUGCUAUGCAGCGGAUGGAUCUGAACGCUGCCCCGCUGGGCGACAUUACCGACUCACCAAUGUCGGUACGUCGUCACUCGCCGGUACAAAGAGUAUCUCAAGUCACAGCCCUACGAGUUCCUUCUGGAAACACACCAACCGCCCGCCGCGUUAGCAACGUUGCCAACGUUGCCAAGCAGCCUCUGGGCGUAGACAUGACGUUUGGUAACUCGCCGUCGACGGUGCGACACUUUAAGCGUGUCUCGUCGGGCGAGCGCCGCGCUGCACUACGUUCAAACGCUGCAAACGAUCAAGACUCCCGGAACAACCAGUCAUUUCAUCCAAACCCAGAAGCCCGCACUUUCCGACCGUCUCCGCCCAACUCGAGCCACCCGAUGGAUUCGAACAACGAGAAUGAGCCACCCAUUCCCGACAACGCGCACAUGCCCAUCACCAAGGAUGCGCUGUACGGCCGCCGAGCCUACAGCAAGGUCUUGGAUGCAGUGUUCCAAGAAGCCCAUGCAGACACGGCAUCGCCCCGCCAGCGGGAUGCCAUUGGACGCGUUGCUCAGGCAUGGCAGCACCUGGACGAAGUCGACCCCCACGGCGAAUUCAUGCUUCUCAAGGCCAUGGUGGACCGCCUCAAGAAUGACACGAAGCUUGCCUCGGCACUUGGCAUCGAAGUCUCUCCUCUUCACUCGCCCUACAAACACAACACCAAGACCAGCGACACCAGCCUGGGUGGCACUACCGUACACGGAUCGGGAAGCUCUCGAAUCCGUCCAAGCACCUCGAACAACUCCAUCUCCACCACGGCCAGUAAGAGUUCUGAAGACUAUGAUCGCACGCCUUCGACCCCCGUCACACCUUUGAGCAGUGGCUCUCCAACAAAGGCUCACAAAGUUGCCAAACACACGCCGCAGCUCAAGGCACACAAGCGUCGCCAGAGUGCCUUGAUUAGCAAUGAAAAGAGCUUUAGUGCGGAUGGUGUCUGUGGCUUUGAUGAAAAGAAAUUGCCAGGCUACGUCGAGCCUGGUAUGGAGCAACAAGCGUUGCUUGCCGAUAUCCUGUACGGGCAGUGGACCCAAGGUCUGCGUUCCCGUUGGCCUGUUUCCUAGUUGUUGUUGUUGUUUUUCUUUUUUUUCUUUUUUGUACCACGUCCUGACAGGCGUUGAGUCGACAUUACUGCACCCAGCGCGCUGCCCCAGUUGCAUGCUCUAUUCCUCUUUAUGGUUUCAUUUUGAAACAAAAUCCGACUACGAUGAACUCGUUACGACUGAUGAAGCGCUCAUGACUCUGGGGUUGUGGGACUAACGAGGGAAACGGGCACCGGGACGCUUAAUUUAUGGCAUUGGUAUAGGUGUUUUUUCUUGGGGUUUCCGCGACGAUGGCAAUCGAAC